Molecule: messenger RNA, 562 nt
Organism: Phalaenopsis equestris
Lineage: Eukaryota; Viridiplantae; Streptophyta; Magnoliopsida; Asparagales; Orchidaceae
Product: pectinesterase inhibitor 3-like
Exons: 1
Biological process (GO): negative regulation of catalytic activity
Molecular function (GO): enzyme inhibitor activity
Source: RefSeq, a predicted model, not a curated record
AACAAUCGAGAUGGAUGGAAAUGUUGUAGCUUUAGCUGUUACAAUCGCUCUGCUGGUAGCGCUGCAGGCUCCGAUGGCCGCAACAACACGAGCCCGCAGGACGACAUCAUCACCCCCCCGCCGCUGUGCCGCGACUCGCUCUCGUCUUACUCGAGCAAAGCGCGCUCGAGCUCCGAGCAGCUGGCGCAUGCGGCGGUUUCGGCGAGCCUGGCGCAGACGAAGAGCGCGCUGGCUGCGAUCUCGAGCAUGGCGGAAAGCGUGGCGCCGUUGAAGCCGGGGGAGAGUGUGGUGCUUCGCGAUUGCUUGAUGACGAUGAGGGACUCGGUUCAGAAGCUGCAGAAGUCGCGGGAUGGGAUGGGAGGAGGGAGGGAAUGGGCAGAGAAUGCGCGGACAUGGGUGAGCGCGGCGCUGACGGAAGACAAUAUGUGCGCGGAUGAGCUCCAAAAUGUGGAUUUGGGGGGAAAAAGGGAUGCGAUUAGAGAACUGGUUUUGAGGGCCGCGAGGCUUACUAGCAAGGCGCUGGCGCUGAUUCCUAACGUGGGUUAGAAUAUUACUCGUAGAU